Molecule: messenger RNA, 1799 nt
Organism: Anopheles merus
Lineage: Eukaryota; Metazoa; Arthropoda; Insecta; Diptera; Culicidae
Exons: 3
Coding region: 316-1290 (324 amino acids)
Source: RefSeq, a predicted model, not a curated record
UUGUCGUCUCAUUACGCCAGCUGUGGUGUAACAUCCCAGAUCGUGGCUAGUGGGUUUCUUUCGGAGUUUGUGUCGCCAGCAGUGGUAGCAGCAGCAGCAGUAGCAGCAGCAGCCGGCAGGACAUACCUCUCAACCUCUUCUUCUAUCAAACCACCGCUAAACCGAAAUUCUUCGCCGUAGUUUGUGCCAUUGUGCUGAGUGCCGGAAAGUGUCGGAAGUUCCCGGGAGAGGGCCGUUAAAAACAAAACCUUCGAGUAGUUUCCAACGUGUCUCUAAAGUGUUGCCUUGCAAAGUGAGUCUUACUUCGACCCGAUAAUGUCCUACAUUGGCAACACAUCCGAUGUGGAGCAGGAGAAGAACCUGUCCGAAUACCGGCGGCAGCGCAGCUCCAGCAACCUGAUGCCGUCCGGCGCCAAGCAAACGGUCGGCAGCCCGAAAAUGUCGGACGUCCUGUGGAACGACAAGCGGGCGGCCAGCCGGGCCGUCAACGCGUCCGACGACGACGACUCGGAGGUGUCGGACAGCGAGAACUUCCUCGCCAAGGGCGCGUUCCUGCUGACGCCCUCGCACGAGCUCUCGAUGGACCGGGCCGCGCUGAUCUGCGAGAAGAUGAAUUUUAAGGGCUGCUUCAGCCUGACGAAAACCGCCACCGGAAUACUGUUCAAGUUUUCCAACCCGGAGGACUACCAGGCGGUGUUCAAGAAGGGCUUUCAUAAGGUGACCGGCGCCCGGUUCUACAAAAAGAUUGCCAUCCCCUGCCGGCCGCAGAAAACGUUCAUGCUGUACGUAUUCGACGUGCCGGAGGACCUGCCGGAGGAAGACAUCCGGCACUCGCUGUACCGCUUCAACUCGGUGGUCGAGGUGGUCCGGCUGGUCGUGCAGUAUCAGAAGCCCGCGAUCCAGCCGGAUCCCGGUCAGAUGCACGCGACCGCCACCGGUGCGUCCCAAACGAAGCCCCAGGUGCCAAAGCUGCCGACUACCAAGCCGAUCGACGAGCAGGACGUGGCGCUGCAGAAAGAGUCGCCACCGCCCCCGAUCCGCAUCACGCUCGCCUCGCUCGAGGAGUACAAUCACCUACUGCAGAACGGGCUGGACUUCUACGGGGCGACCUUCUUCCCUACCGAGGCCCAGCUACCACCGCACGCGGCCAAGAUUGCCACCAAACGGGGCACGCGUAUGAUCGACGGUAGCAUUCCUGGGCGUGUGCGCGAGCUGCUUCCCGUGUUUGACGCGGCGGGAUUUAGCAAAAUUCCGCCUCCGGCUUCGAAAACGAUUAAACCGCGCCCAUAAACCGUAGCCCCUCCCCCGCGCCCGCAAGACCCACAGCCACCUUCGUCCGGGCCCCAGCGUGACCGAGAAAAAUCAUCAUCAUCGUCAUCAUCAUUACCAUCCAUCUUCUGCUUCCCGCCAUCCUGUCGUUUAUCUUAUUGGCAAACGCGUCUUGUCGCGCAGACCAACAAUGCACGCAUUGCUUCCGCCUGCUGUGCACGACCCCCCCCCCCCCAUGCCAAGAAUCCCCAAUCAACUCCGCACCACACACUCGCUGCUCGUUGGGGGCGCGCAACCAUACGUGACCGUAGGAUGGUUCCGCUACGCGUGAUUAGUUCGCCUGCCGAUCGGGAAAAACGGCCCGCGGAUCCACCGCCAUAAAUCUGUCCGAAAUCAUCUGCCCAAUCUCCAAAGCGCGCCACUGCGGUGUGCAACCGACCGUGCUCAUCUAAUCACUGUUUGUUUUUCUCUCGUGUCGCGCAACUGCGUCUGGCGAAUUUAAAUCCCGUAACACACACACACAUCACACA